ACCUGCCCAAGACACACUUAUAGUCACAACUGCGUGAGUGGACAUCGACGACCUUGACAGAUGGUAUAACGUUAUUAAUCUGAAAAGAACUACAAAAUGAAAAACCUUCUGACAACAAUGUUGCUUGUGGAGCUGAUGACAGGGUGUGGUCAAGUCACGGGGACAUGCAGUCGAGGGGUUAACACCCCCGGGAUCCUGGCUGGUAGUAGACUCGUGGGGUCAGUCUACCUCGUGCUCCAGACCCUUAACCUACAGGACUGUGUGACGUCAUGUUUGCAGCAGUCUCGCUGCGCCAGCUUGAACUUCAAGGCGGGACAAUGCGAGCUCAACUACGACAACUCGACAACGGCUCCUUCUGGAAUGGUGGCUGCCCCUGGUUGGAACCAUGCAAGCGCGUCACAUAUGCCAUCGCGACUUGCCGGUGUCUGUGAGUCCAGACCGUGUGGUGUGAACUACACGUGUAGAGACAGGGGCUGGAGCUAUGAAUGUGAACAAGAGGAGUUAUGCUUCACAAGAUCGACGCUCUAUCUCGGAACCCUGAACAUUACCAACACCGGCCGGACAUGUCAGAGGUGGGACACUGACACCCCACACAAACGUCGAGACUAUCCCAUGGGGAUGUCACGCGGGGACCUCGCCCUAGUUGACGAGAGCAACUACUGUCGGGUGAGCCCCUACACCGAGGUGCCGUGGUGUUAUACGCUUGACCCCAGCGUUCGCUGGGAGAAGUGUAGUGUCCCGUUCUGUUGAGUACAGUUUUCAGUAGACGGUUAUGGAAAUCAUAUGGACGCUCAAGUGAAGU
Molecule: messenger RNA, 802 nt
Organism: Haliotis rufescens (red abalone)
Lineage: Eukaryota; Metazoa; Mollusca; Gastropoda; Lepetellida; Haliotidae
Product: plasminogen-like
Exons: 3
Coding region: 97-750 (217 amino acids)
Molecular function (GO): endopeptidase activity; signaling receptor binding
Source: RefSeq, a predicted model, not a curated record